Messenger RNA from Phlebotomus papatasi, 2454 nucleotides. RefSeq names its product V-type proton ATPase catalytic subunit A. Gene Ontology annotation, cellular component: proton-transporting V-type ATPase, V1 domain; lysosomal membrane. Gene Ontology annotation, biological process: ATP metabolic process; proton transmembrane transport. Lineage: Eukaryota; Metazoa; Arthropoda; Insecta; Diptera; Psychodidae. The transcript has 7 exons. Bases 144 to 1988 code for a protein of 614 amino acids. The record is from RefSeq and is a predicted model, not a curated record. Gene Ontology annotation, molecular function: ATP hydrolysis activity; ATP binding; proton-transporting ATPase activity, rotational mechanism.
AGUCUUCGGGAGGUUUCGUGGGUCACAAGACCUGUCAGCUGAGAGUCUUGUGAUUAUUGAUAAAAUUGGUUCUAUUUGAUUUAGUUGGUUGCAAUUUCCACCAAGUUUAGUCGUUUUUGCAACUUCCCUGUCAGGAUAUCACCAUGUCGAACCUAAAGAAGAUUUCCGAUGAGGAGAAGGAGUCCAUGUAUGGAUAUGUCUUUGCCGUAUCCGGUCCUGUGGUCACGGCUGAAAGGAUGGCCGGAUCUGCUAUGUACGAGCUGGUCCGUGUCGGUUACUACGAACUCGUGGGAGAGAUUAUCCGUCUGGAGGGUGACAUGGCAACAAUUCAGGUAUACGAAGAAACAUCCGGUGUCACUGUAGGCGAUCCUGUGCUCCGGACAGGAAAACCUCUGUCUGUGGAAUUGGGUCCUGGCAUCAUGGGGAGUAUAUUUGACGGUAUUCAGCGUCCAUUGAAAGACAUCAACGAACUUACUAACUCCAUCUACAUCCCCAAGGGUAUUAAUGUGCCCUGUCUGUCACGUGAUAUGUCUUGGGAUUUCAAUCCACUCAAUGUGAAGGUUGGUUCCCACAUCACUGGGGGCGAUAUGUACGGAGUUGUGCAUGAGAACACUCUGGUGAAACACAAGAUGAUUGUUCCACCACGUGCUAAGGGUACUGUGAGGUACAUUGCCCCACCAGGCAACUACAAGGUCACGGAUGUUGUGCUGGAGACGGAAUUCGAUGGGGAAAUCACCAAGCACACCAUGUUGCAGGUCUGGCCUGUGCGUCAGCCACGUCCAUGCACGGAAAAACUGCCAGCCAAUCAUCCACUUUUGACUGGCCAACGUGUCCUGGAUUCUCUCUUCCCGUGCGUCCAGGGUGGUACUACGGCCAUUCCCGGUGCUUUCGGUUGUGGCAAAACUGUCAUCUCACAGGCUCUGUCCAAGUACUCCAACUCCGAUGUCAUCAUUUAUGUGGGCUGUGGGGAGCGUGGUAAUGAGAUGUCUGAGGUACUCAGGGACUUCCCUGAGCUGUCGGUGGAAAUUGACGGUGUGACGGAAUCCAUUAUGAAACGUACGGCUCUUGUGGCCAAUACCUCCAACAUGCCUGUGGCUGCUCGUGAAGCCUCCAUCUACACGGGUAUCACAUUGUCCGAAUACUUCCGUGACAUGGGCUACAACGUCUCCAUGAUGGCUGAUUCCACAUCUCGUUGGGCUGAGGCUCUUCGUGAGAUUUCUGGACGUUUGGCUGAGAUGCCUGCCGAUUCCGGCUACCCAGCCUAUUUGGGUGCUCGUCUGGCCUCCUUCUACGAACGCGCUGGACGCGUCAAGUGUCUGGGUAAUCCAGAACGUGAGGGAUCGGUGUCUAUUGUGGGUGCUGUCUCGCCACCUGGUGGUGACUUCUCUGAUCCCGUCACAUCCGCCACCCUCGCCAUUGUGCAGGUGUUCUGGGGCUUGGACAAGAAAUUGGCCCAGCGAAAGCACUUCCCCUCCAUCAACUGGCUCAUUUCAUACAGUAAAUAUAUGCGCGCCCUUGAUGAUUUCUACGAUAAGAACUUCCCUGAGUUUGUGCCAUUGAGGACUAAGGUAAAGGAGAUCCUGCAGGAGGAGGAGGACUUGUCGGAAAUUGUGCAAUUGGUGGGCAAAGCUUCCUUGGCUGAGACAGACAAAAUCACCCUCGAGGUGGCCAAAUUGCUCAAAGAUGACUUCCUGCAGCAGAAUUCCUAUUCGUCCUACGAUCGUUUCUGUCCUUUCUACAAAACCGUGGGCAUGCUGAAGAAUAUGAUCACCUUCUACGAUCUGUCGCGCCAUGCGGUAGAAUCUACGGCUCAGUCGGAGAAUAAGAUCACGUGGAAUGUCAUCCGCGACUCAAUGGGCAACAUUAUGUAUCAGCUGUCGUCGAUGAAGUUCAAGGAUCCCGUGAAAGAUGGAGAGGCGAAGAUUAAGGCGGACUUUGAUCAAAUGUACGAAGAUUUGCAGCAAGCUUUCCGCAAUUUGGAAGAUUAAAUUGCAUAUUCCCCCCUCCCCCAUUUAGAGAAAAAAAAAUAUUAUGAGAGAAGUGUUUUAAAAAUAAAAGAAAAAAUCAGAAGAUAAGUCGCAUUAGUAAAGAAGUGACGUACAAUAAAUAAAUUAAUUUUGAGUGAAGGCAAAACAAAGAAAAAAUAUUCAAUUCGAUUACACAAAAAAUACCCACAAUUGAGAUAAAAAAAAAUGAAAUUUAAAAAGUUUUACUGUGCAAAUCUGUAUGUGCAUUAUUGUAAAUUUGUUAAAUUUUAAAACAAUAUUAAUUGUAAAAUUUAUGAUUAAAAAAAAGGAAUUUGAUGCAAAGUCCUUUGAAGAAAAGAAUAAAAUAAAUAAAAAAUGGAUAUUUAUAGCUAUCAGAGACAAAAAAAAUAACUCCUAAUAUUAAUAAUAUUUAAAAAUGAAUAAAAAAUAAUAUGCAUUCCAAUUUCAAUUAACAUGAGAAAGAAAA